AUGAUGAUUGUGCAACGAAGCAGGUUGUUGUUGUUUAGAGUAUUACGUCACUUUGUGCCCCGGUCUACCCUCUCCUCUUCUUCCAAGAUGGCGAACGAAGCCGAACAAACGAAUCUCAAACCUUUUCCGCAUUUCGGAACUUUGGCGAUCCAUGCUGGCCAAGAACCCGAACAGUGGAAUUCUAGGGCAGUUGUGCCGCCGAUUUCUAUGGCUACAACAUUUAAACAGGAUGACCCAGGAGUUCAUCGUGUGAGUUUCUCGUCAUCUCACGUGAAAAAUUUGCAACGAUCAACGCUGCUGUACCUCUGAUCUUUCUGCUUCUUCUAGGGAUUCGAAUACUCGCGAUCGGGGAACCCUACCAGGAACUGCUUUGAGGCUUGCGUUGCGGCUUUGGAGGGUGCCAAGCAUGGUAAGGAAAUAUAUAUAGCCUUUCUUCUCCACGUGAACCCCACGCGUGGAUACAAUUUUUGUUUUGGUUACUUAUAAGGACAUCACGAUUAGUCCACAUUAAAAGCUUUGAAGAAAACAGAAAUAAUUGCUGGAAAUAUUUUGUCAAACUGGUUUUCUUCUAAUGGAAAAUGCACAAACAUGUUUCUUGCCCCUGGGUUAAUUGGAAUUGCUUCAUGAGCAAUCCUGGCCGGGGUAUGAAAAAGUUUGAUGGCAAUCCCAAUCGUUUUCAUAAAAGAGCAGAGAUCAGAAAACCCUAACAAAUAACCUCAAUUGUGAAAAAUCUAUAAUACCUUUGUUAUGCUCUCUGACCUCUCUCUUCAGUAAACACAUCACGUUUCUUUUUUGGGAUUUGAUGAUUCUGGCAAGCUUUGAGACUCCCCCCCUUCCAACCUGGUGUUUCUGCUGACUGUCCCUAGGGGUGGGUAACAAGAAAUUUCCUGAACAUGUAAUCCUACUGAUGAAUGUUACUUAUGCAGUUGAGUCUACAAGUGAACAAUACAGACUUUGGCUUAUUUAUAAGAACUUUCAUUGUGUCUGGUAAUUCCACAACUAGAAAUAGUCAGACUUAGGGGAGUAUAGAGGGGAGAAUGAAUAAUGAGAACUGACUAAGAAGUACCAGUAUGUGUUACAAAAUUAUUAUGAAAUGUGCAAGUUGAUAUUAAUAAUUACUAAUGGCACGACCUCUCUAUUUCAACUCAUCCUUAGGCUUGGCUACCUCUUCUGGUCUGUCAGCCACAAUGUUAUUGACUCACUUACUUAAGAGUGGAGAACACAUUGUUUGUGUGGAUGAUGUUUAUGGAGGUAUGCAGUGAUUGAGUAUUAUUUAUAUGAUAUUUAAUAAUUAUUGGAUAGUGUCAAGCAAAAUCUUGAGAUUUGGCAAUGGAGAGCUGAUAAAUCAUUUGCUUUUGACUGGGAAAAAUAAUUGUUUGAUAACACGCAGACAAUUUGCAAUAUUUUAAGAUUACGAUACUCCAUAAUUGUUUUACCAUCAGACAACUGUUUUCAGGAAUCACAACACAAGAACAUGCAUACUGAUAUUAGGUUGUAAAGGGUUAAGCAUGGGAAAACCAUGUUGUAAAGUAGAGACAAUGUUUUACCAUUGAUGAUUUAAGGUUUUAAUAACCUGAUUCCUAAUCAUAAAAGUACAAGAGAGAUACACAAAAGUUAUGUAUACUGAAUAAGUUGUAAGUGAAUAAACACAGAAGACAUACACAAAACUAUUUCUUAUAAUAAAGUAAAGUAUGUAGAUUCCAAGUUUGCAACAUGUCACUAAGAGAGUUCUUUACAUGAUGUAUUUUAGUUGUAUGGUAUAUUUUUAUUACAGUAUACAACAAAUCAUUAUACCAGAAAGAAAGAAAGGAAGUAAUGCAUUAAACUUAUUAUGUGAAAGGCCCAAAAUUAUUGAAAGCACUAAGUUUGCCAUCAAAGUAAGCAACAUCAGCGUCACAUCAACAUCAUAAAUCACAGGAGUUGAAAAGUUUAUAGAGGCAAACCACAAAUUUAUGUCUAAAAACAAGUACAGACAGCUGUCAAGUGCUUGUUUUGACUUCCAGAUCUAGUGUGGACCCAACUUCUAUAAUACACAGCUUUUUUAUAAAAAACAUUUUAUCUGAUUUUUUUUUGUACUGACAGGUACCAAUAGGUACUUCUCAAAAGUGGCUGCUGCAAAUAUGGGAAUAGAAAUAUCAAUGGUGGAUGCAAGUGAUUUGAGUAAACUGAAAGCUGCCAUUAAACCUAAAACUAAGGUUAAAAAAAUUUUCAGUGGUGCUUUUUCAGCAAACUGUUAUAAUUACAUGUUACACAUUACUGAUGAAUAUUAGUAUGAUAGUUCAGAAGUCUCAUACAUUGAGGGUAAGCCAGAAGUUUUCAUGCAAAAGAAUGUAGUUUGCUUCUGAGUGAUCUCAAAAAAAUAUUUUGCUAAAUAAUUUUUUGAGGAUUGAGCAUUAAGAAGAGGAAUUAUUAAAAUUACUUCAUCUUUAAACAUGUUAUCUAUCAAUUUUUGACCUAAAUUAAAUAGUAAUCAAUUAAGCUUCAAUGAGGAGAAUGAUUGAACUUAUGAAAAAGGGGAUAGAGAAAUCUCCUCUUUACCUAUCAAUAAUUCUUUCAAUUUUUGCAGACGUUUUUGGAAGAGCUAAAUUAAGGCAACACACCCUCCCAAGGUGCAAAAAAAAUACUUUAAUAUACAUACUCUGCUUUUUUAGAUUUGAGGAAAAAAUUAAAUUUUAUUGCCUUUAAUUCAAUUUAGAUGGUAUGGAUUGAGACUCCAACCAACCCUCUACUGAAACUUGUGGACAUCCAAGGAGCUGCUGAGGUUGUUCAUCAACAUGAGGUACAUUUGGUUGCUGCAAGACAUUAAAGGUUUAGUUCAAAGCGACAAUUUGCUUUAAUGUGGUGUUAAUAAUUUUCUGUCAAUCUCUGCACCUGCACUACACUUUUCUUUUUAAAUCUGUUCCCCCAACUAGUCAAACAAAUGAAAACUUGUUUGAAUUGGUGCAAUGACCGCAGGAAAAAAAAUGACUCUCAAGAACUUGUAUUGGAAGCAGUUAACUUUAUGCACAGACCUCUAAGAAACAAACUCAGAGUUUCUCUGACCUUAGCUAUGUGGCUUGAGUGUCCAUCCACAUACUGGAUGCAGACGUUUCUCAAUAAUAACAUUAUCUCAUAUCCAUAAUCUUUUAUCUGACAGGAAGUUAUUUUAGUGGUGGAUAAUACUUUCAUGUCAUCAUAUUUUCAGGUAUUUGAGUGGCAUUACAUUUCUACCUGUUAAUUACCUUAGGAUAUGUAGGUUUCUUUUGAUUUUCUAGAGAUAAAUUUAUUAAAAGGCUAGAAAGGCAUGGGCAUAGUUGGUCAGUGAGAGUGUUUGUCGAGGAGUAGGCUGUAAUGAGUGCAGUGACUUAAAAUACAUACUAAAUAACUGAUAAUAAACAAUUAUUGGAUGAGGUUUUUGUGAUAUCCAGAAUAAUCAAGGUCUCAGUGAGGGUUAUCUGCUGAAGCUGAUAACCCUUACCAAGACCUUGAUUUUUCUGGAUAUCACAAACACCAAAUCUAAUAAUCGUUUUAUUAUACAUUGAACCAGAAAAAAAAAUUUUUGCCUCUUCACUGGUGGCAAGCAACACAAAGCUCAGAAACUUGACAUGAUUACCCUUAGAAAUCAUACACUGCAAUCAUACAUGACAAGAUAUCCCUUCAACCUUGAGUGACCUUAACAUGAUUAUUGUAUUAUAUGAAGCUAGAUAACAUCUCAGGUGCUGAUUUGGUAAAUUUACUGUAUGAUUCGGCAUAUUAGAAAAGAGAUAGUUACUUGAAUGUAUAAUAAUAUUUAAAACAGGAUUACCAAGUACUAGUUAAGAGAAGUACAAGCUAUUUUUUUAUAGCUUGUACUUCUAAAAAAAAAAUAAGGGAAUACCUUUUGGUGUUAUCUUGGCACCUUUUCACAGUGAAUAAAACAGACUGGUAAAAUCUUUAUCUUAUAUUAAAAUUUGUGAAAUAUUCCUUUGCAGCGCCCAUUGUCUCUUGGGGCUGAUGUUGUCAUGCACUCGGUGACAAAGUACAUGAAUGGUAUGGAGCUUUUACAUGAGGGUUUCAUUUUGAUAAUGUCUCUUUUUGAAAUUAUAGGCCAUUGCUGAGCUGUCUGAGUGUGAUAACUCUGGCUAAGUAGGAUACCUCACUUUGAUUUUUAAUAAAUAAUUAAGUUUUCUUACAUUUGGGGAGGGGCUAAAACUCUUCACUUGAGAAUGCGUCAACAUGAAAUUAAUGCUACAGCUGUUGCAAAAUUUCUGGAAGGAAACCCCAGGGUAGAGAAAGUUAUGUAUCCAGGUAUGUUAGGGAGGGGAGAGUUGCGGUGGUAUUUUCUAUGAAGAGGUCAGCUGCAAUGAAGUAACACACUGGCAGUUAGAAAUUGUAUGUUAGUUUGGUCACAAAUUGCUAAUAAGUUCUAUAGUGAAUGCAAAUUUUUCAAAGGUAGGUUUGGAGAACUAAUUGAAAGGCAUAUGGAAACAUGUGUGAAGAGAUAGCAUAUCUCUUAGUUAACCCUCUACACCCUAAAAUCAAUAUGUAGAUUCUCCAUACUGUUUUCUAAACAUUUCCUAAGGUGCUGAUAAGGAGAAUUUGUAUAACAAACAAGAGCUUCUUUGGUUGAUGAUCAUUUCCUGUAUUCUCAUGCCCUUAAUGUUUGAUUCUGGGGAUGAUGUUGUAAGGAGAAAUUACAUACUAGUCUCUUUUGGAAUUAAAGGGUUAAACAGACCUGCUCAAAAACUAUUGAUGAGGUAGAUAUAUUUACAUGGUACAGCAUCAUUGAUGUAAAACUUUUUUUCAGGUCUGGAAUCAUACCCACAGCAUGAACUUGCUAAAAAACAGAUGACAGGCUUUGGUGGUAUGGUGACUUUUUUUCAUCAAAGGGAAUUUGGAGAAUUCCAGAAAGUUUUUCAAAUCAUCUAA
This is a messenger RNA of Pocillopora meandrina, 4887 nucleotides long. Lineage: Eukaryota; Metazoa; Cnidaria; Anthozoa; Scleractinia; Pocilloporidae. The record is from the annotation of a GenBank genome assembly.